AUGGGGCAGGACACUGGGAGUUCACACAGGCGGAAGGGAAGUACGGCAACUGACAACAGUUUUGCGUCCUCAAACACGGAAACUGGCACGGACCCAGAUUCCCAUUCGCCUCGCGGUACCAACGAGCUAAGUCAGAUCAAAACAAAUACGACUGAGGUGACACGGAUUCCCAGCCGGAGUCGUUCACGAGAAUCAACAUCACCACUCCGUAAAGGGAAAGGCCGCGCAUCUCCAGACGACGAUGCAGCACAAAUCCACGAGGACGGAUUAAAGGCUCAAGUUGAGUUGAUCGAGGAUGAAGAUAUAAUUCCGGCUCCGUUUGCUUUCUCCCCGUUAACCCUUGCGCGUCUACUUGACCCCAAGAGUUAUGAUUCUUUGGCGAGUCUUGGGGGUCAGGAUGGACUACUGCAGGGCCUGGGUGCAGAUCCGACGCGGGGACUUCACGUUGGAGCUGUACGAAAUAAUCGCGAUUCGCACGAAAAUAUACAUGAAUCAGACGUAGGGAAGACCGAAGUUACUAAACAGGGUGUUGGAGGAGAUGAGCUUGGAGCAGGGGAAGGUGUUUCUCAUCGUCAUCCGCCAUUGACGCCAGCUAUUGUGCUCACUCAGCCAGAUGCCGAGGAUGGCGAGGGUGCUAUCGUGAAAGCUGGAUCAACCCCUUCGAUCAACUCCUAUCCUUUGAAGGAGAAGGAUCCAAUCCCUAGUGCGGCCUUUGACAUACAGACGUUCGAUGCUUCUGGUGCUUUCCAGUCAAGUUUAGAAAAGAGAAGAGAAAUAUAUGGUCACAAUACACUUCCAGUCAGGAAAAGCAAGUCAUUACUUGCGUUGAUGGCAGCUGCGAUGAAGGACAAGGUUUUAAUUUUGCUAAGUAUAGCCGCAGUAGUGAGUUUGGCGCUGGGUUUUUUCCAAGAUUUCGGUACUCCACGAGCUCCGGACGCAGGACCUAAAGUGGAUUGGGUCGAGGGUGUUGCAAUUGUUGUUGCCAUCCUGAUAGUGGUCAUUGUCGGUUCUCUAAAUGACUGGCAGAAAGAGCGACAGUUCAAGUCUUUAAAUGACAAGAAAGAAGAGCGAGGAGUAAAAGUCAUUCGCGGCGGGGUUGAAAAAGUUAUCGACAUCAAGGAAGUUGUCGUGGGUGACAUUGCGCUGUUGGAACCUGGUGAAAUCGUUCCCUGCGAUGGUGUAUUUAUCAGUGGCCACAACUGCAGAUGUGACGAAAGUGCUGCUACGGGUGAAAGCGACGCGAUUCGAAAGGUUUCUUGGGAUGAUUGGACAGCCUUGAGAAAGAAGCACGCCGAGGCACACGAGUCUGAACCGGCCCAUGUUGACUGCUUCGUGGUGUCUGGUAGCAAAGUGCUCGAGGGUGUCGGGAGGUAUGUCGUUGUCGCGGUCGGUCAAAAAAGCUUCAAUGGUCGUAUUAUGAUGGCUCUUCGUGGUGACACAGAAAAUACUCCGCUGCAGCUCAAACUCAACGAUCUCGCGGAACUCAUCGCCAAACUUGGUUCGGCCGCUGGCUUAAUCUUGUUCACAGCGUUGAUGAUUAGAUUUUUUGUUCAAUUGGGAACCGGUGAACCGGUCAGAACUGCCAGCGAGAAAGGUAUCGCCUUUGUCAAUAUCUUGAUCAUUUCCGUUACUUUGAUUGUGGUUGCUGUUCCUGAAGGACUGCCCCUGGCUGUCACAAUUGCGCUUGCGUUUGCGACGAAGCGAAUGACAAAGGAAAAACUUCUCGUCCGUGUUCUUGGAUCCUGUGAAACUAUGGCGAAUGCUACGGUCGUUUGCACCGACAAAACCGGCACUUUGACCCAAAAUGACAUGACUGUCGUUGCUGGCUCUGUUGGUAUCCAUGCCAAGUUUGUUCGCACCUUGAAGGAGAAUGAGGGCAGAACCAAUGCCGAGGAGAAGCCUAGUCAAGCUGCCGUUGCAGCAGCUACGAGGAAACAUAUUCACGAUUUUUCUUUGGAUCAGUCUCAACUCAACACUAUUCUAUCCCCCGCUACGCAAGAACUAUUCAACGAAGCUAUUGCGGUUAACUCUACGGCGUUUCAGGACACUGAUCCGAACACGGGUGAAAUGGUAUUCGUCGGCAGCAAGACAGAGACAGCAUUUUUGAAGUUUGCUAGCGAGCUGGGAUGGCCGGACUACCGCGAGACUCGCACCGCAUCGAAAGGCAAAGUUUUGCAGAUGAUUCCUUUUUCCAGCGAACGUAAGUCCAUGGGCGUCGUUAUCAGUACAGGAGGACGAUAUCGGUUCUACGUCAAAGGCGCGAGCGAAAUUCUGAGCAAAAAGUGUACCAAACACAUUGUUGUUGGUAGACCUGGACAAGACCGACCCGCUUACGAGGAUGAUCGUAUAGAGACUCGAGAGAUUGACGAACUCGCGGCGGAUAACAUCAGUCGAACCAUCAUAUUCUACGCCAAUCAAAUGCUUCGCACCAUCUCAGUCUGCUAUCGGGACUUUGAACAGUGGCCGCCGGCUGGAAUGGCAGUGGAUGAAGAAGGAGAGGCUGACUUCAAUGACCUAGCUCAGGAUUUGACUCUGGUUGCCAUUGCUGGCUUGGAAGAUCCUUUGCGUGACGGUGUUCGCGAAGCUGUCUCCAAGUGCCAUAGAGCAGGUGUCACUGUGAAGAUGUGUACGGGAGAUAACGUGCUUACAGCUCGCUCCAUCGCCUCGCAAUGCGGCAUCUUCACCAAAGGUGGUAUCAUCAUGGAAGGACCCGUUUUUCGCAAACUCUCGCAGCCCGAAAUGAUUGAGAUCGUGCCCCGCCUACAAGUCCUUGCGCGUUCUUCUCCAGAAGAUAAAAAGGUUCUCGUGGAGACUCUGAAGCACAUCGGUGACCUCGUAGGUGUUACUGGUGACGGAACGAAUGACGGGCCUGCUCUGAAGACAGCUAACGUCGGUUUCUCUAUGGGCAUUGCGGGCACGGAGGUGGCCAAGGAAGCCUCUGAUAUCAUUCUCAUGGACGAUAAUUUUGCAUCCAUCGUCAAAGCUAUCAUGUGGGGACGUUGUGUCAAUGAUGCUGUUCGAAAAUUCUUGCAAUUUCAGCUUUCCACCAAUGUCACCGCAGUCGUUAUCACCUUCGUGUCUGCUGUGGCUUCCAACGAGGAGGAGUCUGUUUUGUCCGCCGUUCAACUUCUUUGGAUCAACAUCAUUAUGGACACAUUUGCUGCUCUAGCUUUGGCCACUGACCCUGCAUCUGAAGCUCUUCUCAACAGAAAACCUGAAUCAAAAAAUGCUCCGCUAUUUACCGUCGACAUGUAUAAACAAAUCCUGUUCCAAAGCACCUACCAGAUCAUCAUCACACUCAUAUUGCAUUUCCUCGGUCUCCAAGUUCUUGGUAUCGAAUCGUCUACCACAAAUAACACAAUUGUCCAAACCAUGGUAUUCAACACAUUCGUGUUUGCUCAAAUUUUCAACUCUGUCAGUUCGAGAAGGCUAGAUAGGAAGCUGAACAUCUUCGAGGGAGUCAUGAGGAAUUGGUAUUUUAUCGCCAUUACCCUCAUCGAAAUUGUCGUUCAAGUUCUCAUUGUGUUCGUCGGUGGUUCCGCAUUCCAAGUUACCCGUGUUGAUGGCAAAGUCUGGGGUAUUUCCCUCGCGCUCGGUUUCGUGUCCAUUCCUCUGGGUGCUCUGAUCCGUAUUCUUCCCAAUGAACCAUUUGAAAAAUUAUUCGAUAAGCUGGGUCUGUUUGGCAAGUCAUCGGAAGUAUUACCUACCUCAACAGUCGAUCAAGAGGGCUGGCACGGAGCCAUUUCUCUGGUUCGGGAUAAUCUCAGUACAUUCUCUCAUGUCCGUGGAGGUCGUUUACGCUCGUCUUCGUUUGUUGUCAAGAGUCGUUCUGCCAGAUUGAAUAGAGACCAGGAACCAUUACGGAUCUCUUCACUCCUCACGAUGGCACCUACGCUGAUUGCUGGGGCAGUUGCCACUCAUGGAUAUAGCCCACGCGGUACUCUGUCUGAUCCGACCUCGAACGAUCCCUCAAAAUCUUCAGCUGCCUUAUGGGAAGGAAAAUUACAGCUACACCCAGACACUUCACGCGAUGACCCCGCUUAUACACGAUUCGGUGGAAAUCAAAAUAAGUUAUAA
This is a messenger RNA of Lentinula edodes (shiitake mushroom), 4077 nucleotides long. RefSeq lists its product as uncharacterized. The record is from RefSeq and is a predicted model, not a curated record. NCBI's taxonomy places the organism in Eukaryota, Fungi, Basidiomycota, Agaricomycetes, Agaricales, Omphalotaceae. The transcript is spliced from 10 exons. Gene Ontology annotation, biological process: intracellular calcium ion homeostasis; calcium ion transmembrane transport. The coding region runs from base 1 to 4077 and encodes 1358 amino acids. Gene Ontology annotation, cellular component: intracellular membrane-bounded organelle; membrane. Gene Ontology annotation, molecular function: ATP hydrolysis activity; ATP binding; P-type calcium transporter activity.